Messenger RNA from Phyllotreta striolata, 222 nucleotides. The record is from the annotation of a GenBank genome assembly. NCBI's taxonomy places the organism in Eukaryota, Metazoa, Arthropoda, Insecta, Coleoptera, Chrysomelidae.
AUGCCUUAUUCCGAAGAAUACAUCAAAGACAAACUGGUGAAAGAACUGGAAGCUUCGUACGUGGAGGUCGUAGACGAAUCGGACGGUUGCGGAGGGAAAUUCGCUUGCGUGAUAGUAUCGGAAAAGUUCAAAGGAAAACCCUUAUUGGCCAGGCACAGUUCUACUAGUUCUUCUAAUCAGUUCUACAGUUCUAAGAUGGUUCUAAACUGUUUCAAAUGGUAG